AAGUUGUUUUUUGGGAAUCUCUCUUAUUUGGUGCUCGAUCAAUAACAAAAAUUGUACAAACUAUUAAUUAAAACUGUGUUGAUGAGUGUUUGUACUCGAGUUUUUGCGCAUAAUGCCGUUAUUGAAUGUGUCUAGAUAUUAAUCGUAUUCAAACUUUGUUGUGAAGUCCUUCUGGCCUAUAUUUCAUUGAUGUUGAGGGCAAGUUUUAGGAAUGAGGGUGGAAGUUUAGUUACUAAAAUUUGAAGGCAAGAAGCAAGUUUUAUUGAUUGGUAUGUUUCGAUGAAGAAAUUUUUUGCACCAUGCAGAGUCAAGAAGGCCUACAGGGGUCUUUUGACCACAAACUAGCUUUAAUACAUGAAAUGAGCGCUCAUAAUUUUGAUCUGAUACGCUUCGCAUCGUACAGAACUGCUACAAAACUCAGAUUUAUACAGAAGAAAGUCAGUUUGCAUGCUGUCGAUAUAUGGAAUAUAAUCGAAGCAUUUAGAGAACAAGGUCUGCACGCUUUAGAACCCUCGCAGGAAUUAAGUGUAGCCCGUUUGGAAACUUUGUUGUGCUCCCUCUACCAUAGUUUAAAUAAAAGGGCCCCACCAACACAACAGGCUCACGUUGACGUUUGUGUAAGUUUGUUAUUGAAUUGGAUCCUGGCUGCAUAUGCAACUGUGGAUAAUGUGGGUAAAAUUCGAGUGUUUUCUAUUAAAGUUGCCCUGGCUUCCUUAUGUGCUGGCAAAUUAAUGGACAAACUUCGUUAUAUAUUUUCGCAAAUAUCCGAUGGAAAUGGUUUGUUGUUGCAAUGGAAAUUCAACGAAUAUCUUCAAGAAGUGUUGGCACUUCCUGCCGCUGUGUACGAAUCGCCGACAUUUAAUUACACAGAUUCUCUUGCCAAUACGAUUUUUAACCCAAACUCCAAAGUGACCGUAAACGAUUUUUUGGACGUUAUGAUGUCUGAUCCCGGUCCAGCAGCAUUGGUAUGGUUGCCUUUACUGCAUCGCUUAGCUACAGUUGAAAACGUUAUUCAUCCGGUGCAAUGCGACGCCUGUCAAAGGGAAAACUUCACCGGUUUUCGCUACACCUGCCAGAGAUGUCCCCAUUACACUUUAUGCCAAGACUGUUUUUGGAGAGGUCGAGUCUCGUCCCCGCACCAGCUGGACCACCACGUAAAAGAACACGCUUCUUUUUCGCCGAGUAAAACCAUCGGACAAUCUUUGAGGAAAUCGUUUCGAUGCGUUCCGGAUAGGCAGAAAAACCAUUUUCCGAGAUUUCCCGAACAACCAGAGAAGACUCUAAAUCUAUCUCAUAUUGUACCGCCAUCUCCGAUCCCUUCGCAUAACGGCUUCCCAGAGGGUAAUUUUCCAGCUUUCGAUGGAAUGGGCAGUCUGGAUAGCAGAUCUACAGCGAGAAGCUUGGAUAGCGCCCGCGAUGACGAACACCGGCUGAUCGCCAGAUAUGCAGCUAAGUUAGCGCAGGAAGCCCGAUCGGGAAUGAUACAUUUUCAGGGAAGAGUUCCUUCGGAAGCCUGCCUGGGCAUGGACUCUACAAGAGCACAACGAGAACUAAUCAAUCAGUUGGAGUCCAAGAAUAGGGAAAUUAUGAGAGAAAUAGCGAGACUGAGACGUCAACAAGAAUUGGAAAAUAGCGGCCACGCUACCGAUAAUCCGGCUUUGAUGAACGAAUUGCGCGCGUUGCGAAUGCGCAAAGAUGAAUUAGAAACGCAUUUAACCACUUUGCAGGAUUCGAGGCGCCAACUAAUGAUGCAGCUGGAGGGUUUAAUGAAGAUGUUGAAGAAUCAUCAAUCGUCUCCGAGGAGCACGCCUAACUCGUCGCCGCGAAGUACGAAAUCGCCUCCGUUGCCACCGGGUGUUCAGCCAUCGAGCCAGCCUAAUCCUCGAAGCGCCCCCCAAACUCCGAUGGGUAUGCCGUCGAUUAUGAGCAAUUCCAUGUCGAAUUCCAUGUGUCUCAUGGGCCAGAACGACAGGCAGCAUAUUCCACACUCGCAAAGUAACGGUAACGGAACGCCUGGUUCGAUAGGGCGUUCGCUGAGAAACGAUCUGUUAGAAGCCGCCGAUUCGGUUACAAACGCCAUGUCUACUCUAGUUAGAGAACUCAAUUCAGAGAGCGAAAGCGAAAACGAGAACGAAAUCGACGAUUGACCUACUGCAACGACGUGGGUUAGCGAGAAUUUCAUUGAAAAUGCUUCACGAUUCGCCAGCACAGGAAUCCGGAUCUGAUCGAUAAAAUGUACGUUGCUGGUUUUGUUUGCCGUUAAACUGUUUGAUAUAUGCAUAACCGAAAGUUUGGCCUAAGUGUUCGAAAUUUAUCCGGAAGGAACGUAUUCUAGCCGGUGUUAACGUUUGAAUGUAAUAAAAUUAGAGUUACACAAUGUAAUCGAAAUUCGCUUUUAGGGAUAGAUAUCGCCGCAAUAACGAUUUGAAUUCACUAAAAAAUUACUGGCCGAAAGUUAUUUUGUUAUUUUACGAGUACAUUUUUAAUAUUUAAGUACAUAAAUAUAUAAUCGUAAAAAGUGACACAAUGUUAACUAGUCCUAGUACUUAUUAUGUUAAAUUUAAAUUGAGUAUCGGUAGGUUAGAUACAAGAAUUGUAUUAAAAAAUGUAUACUAUUGCUGACUAAGAUUCAGAUUCCGCCACUAACAUUGAAAGAAUCUCAUUGUAAGACUUCCUCAAAUGAAUCUAAAGGUUGUUAGAUUGUUAUGUAUUAUAAUUAUAUUUGUAAAUAUUUAUCUAUAUAACUUUUAUUAUUUGAAUGUAAAUAUUUUAACAUGUACAUAGGUGUUUUGUAAAUACUUUAGGCGAUAUAAUUAGCCCGAAAUUCCAAUAUAUUGCGUGUCCACACGAAAACUUAAAUGGAAAUACUGCAGUUGCUUUUAAACAUAAAUUACUAUGCUAAAAAGCAACUGAAAUAAUUCUGUUAAAAGUUUUGUGGACAACUGGUGUAAUUUAGAAAUGUUUAGACUAAGAAUAAUGUGAUAUAUGUUAAGUACGGACCUGUGCUUCUCUUUGCUUUACCGUUU
Messenger RNA from Phyllotreta striolata, 3026 nucleotides. The record is from the annotation of a GenBank genome assembly. NCBI's taxonomy places the organism in Eukaryota, Metazoa, Arthropoda, Insecta, Coleoptera, Chrysomelidae.